Molecule: messenger RNA, 3824 nt
Organism: Diachasmimorpha longicaudata
Lineage: Eukaryota; Metazoa; Arthropoda; Insecta; Hymenoptera; Braconidae
Product: Fanconi anemia group J protein homolog
Exons: 7
Coding region: 277-3171 (964 amino acids)
Biological process (GO): double-strand break repair involved in meiotic recombination; nucleotide-excision repair
Cellular component (GO): nucleus
Molecular function (GO): DNA binding; ATP binding; DNA helicase activity
Source: RefSeq, a predicted model, not a curated record
UCGGACGGAACUACUAUGAGGCGAGAGUGUAUUGGUCUUGUCCGGCUGCGUUCGUGAAAUCAAAAUAUCACAAUUAAUUCCACCUCGCAGACCACUCGAAAAUAUAAUAAAACGUAGAUCAGUGAGAUUGAAUGCUCAACGACAUAAAUAUUCUAGGACGUACUUUCUUUAAUUAUCGCUGUGUGUGAUUUUUGUUGUUGACGGUGAGCUUUUGCGCGCGCAACAGUCACUACAAACUCGAGACAGUAUCCAGCUUAAGUUAGAUAAGACCUCAUUAUGGAAACCUUAGAAUUAACAUCGGACGAUGAUUCGUUCGAAGCUCCAGAAUUUCACAGUAAAAUUCCAGUGCCCAACACGGCCAAAUCAAUAAAAUUAACUACUUCACGACAAUUCCAACAAGUUUUGAUAUCAUCAGACUCGUCUGAUGACGAAAAAGAGGGGCAAACCAAUGCUAGUUCUCUCAGCAAAGAUAAUAUCCCAAAAAUGGUCUCCACAUAUCCUCCGAAAAUCAUUGGACUCGGCCUCGAAGAUACUGCUUCGAUUGAUUUUCCUCUUCAUGCUCCAGCUGUUGGGGUGCAUGCACAUCCUCAGCCCUCCUCCCACGAAAAUUCCAGACCUGGACCGAAAAGAUUUUUUCGUUGGGGAACGAGCGAGGAUAAUGAUCCAGGAAAUUCAACAAUCAAAAAAAGAACCCCACCAAGUCCAAAUCGAAAUUACACUAAAAAACGAAAUCUUGAAUAUGAAUCCUUUGAAGAUACCAUGAUCAUACAAGGAAAUCGUGAUAGCUGCAGUAAAAUUGAUCCCAAUGGUGAAUGCUGUGUCGAAGAUGUUGGGAUACCUAGUCCUAUCAUCACUCCUCACCAUAGGUUGGAGAUUGCUGGAGUGAAGGUUGACUUUCCGUUGAAACCGUACCCUGCCCAGAAAGCAGUUAUGAAUGCUCUGAUAAAAGGCUGUAGAAACGGAGAACACGCCUUGGUGGAGAGCCCAACUGGAAGUGGCAAGACUCUUGCUUUACUCUGUGGAGCUUUGGCUUGGCAACAGCAGUACGCCGCAAAUUACCGCAUCCAAAUGGACGCCUAUAUACAAACGGCAUUUCAACCUUCAUUUCUAGAAAAUGACAGCGCGAGCCACAAAGGCCAGGAACAUGGUUUAUAUGAUAAAAGUCGCACCGAUGCAAAAAGGGAACCUCCAAAACCUGUUCCCAAAAUUUUUUAUGGCUCAAGAACACAUCGACAAAUAUCUCAGGUCACAAAUGAGUUACGAAGGACAGCAUAUCGAGACACAAAGAUGACGAUCCUCAGCAGCAGAGAUUUCACAUGUAUUCAAACGAGUGAUAGAAACAAGACAGAGAUGUGUAACGAGCUUUUGGAUCCUUUAAAGAAAACUCGGUGUGCUUAUUACAACGAGUCAAACAAACACGAGAUAUCGCAUUAUGAUUCUCUCGCAGCAAUGAACUUUUCAAUACCCUUUGACAUCGAAGACAUCGUAAAGUUGGGUAAUGAGCGUGGAUGCUGUCCGUACUUUGCGGCGAGGAACCUCAUGGUGGAAGCAGACCUCAUUCUCUGCCCAUACAAUUAUGUGAUCGAUCCUUCGAUCCGCAAAGUUAUGCAAAUAAAUGUCAAGGACAAUAUUGUAAUCUUGGACGAGGCUCACAACAUCGAGGACAUUUGCAGAGACUCCGGUAGUUCUUCUUACACCGCGGCCGAGAUGCAGGCAGUGAUGGAGGACUGUCAAGAGUGCCACAAACACUUCACCAAGUUUAUGGGGGACGAGCCUCCGUUUGUAGAAGUAUGCUACUACGUCUGCUCACAGUUGAAGGCACUCAUCGAAACCAUGCCCAACCUGAGGAAACGUGAACAAAAUUCUAAUGGCCCUCUUUACAGCACAGUGUGGACUGGUGCUGAUUUUCAAGAAAUUCUCAACUCAUUCGGCAUCUCCGAAAAUAUGACACUACGAUUUUUGACAGCAGUCACCCAAGCGGUGGACCACCAAAUUCAAGUACGUGAAGAAGUAGCUGCAGGGGCUAGAUUUGGUGUUACCCUUUCCAUGUCCUCAGUUAAAAUCCUCGAGAGGUGUCAAUUCACUAUAGAAAUGCUUCGAUCGAAAGAUUACUGCAACGACUUCCGAGUUUUUGUGAAGGAAGCAACAGAAUGGGUUCCCGAAAGAAGGCGAGCAGAGAUGGAAUCCUCUGGUGUUCAGCCCGAGACAAUCAGAACUCUCGAGUGUCUUUGCAUGAAUCCAGGAGUUAUCUUCUCGUCCCUAGCUCAAUCAGCACGAUCCAUCAUCCUAGCAUCAGGCACUCUCGCCCCAAUCGUUUCCUUCGCCAGCGAGCUUGGCACGACUUUCAAACAGAUUUUACAAAAUCAGCACGUCAUCUCCAGGGACAAUGUACACAUCAGAGUAGUUCCCCAAGGACCCCAGGGAGUCAGCCUGAAGGCCGUAUAUUCGAACACCAGCCAGUGGAACUUUCAGGAUGAACUUGGAAAAGUCAUUCUGGAAAUUUGUGAGUCCGUGCCAUUCGGAAUUCUAUGCUUCCUUCCCUCGUACUCACUCCUGAAUACAAUAUUCAAACGAAUGCAGGAGAAUGGAAGUCUAGAUCGGCUGAAGAGAGUCAAGGUUGUAUUUAGAGAGCCUAGAGGCAAUGUAGAACUCAAUGAGGUAAUGAAGAACUACAGACAUACUAUUAAAGAUCUCACAGAGAACCCCGACGGUGAGAAUAAUCAACGCACUGGAGCUCUCCUUUUUGCGGUUUUUAGAGGGAAAGUCGCGGAAGGGAUUGACUUCAGUGAUAAUGAGGCAAGAGCUGUUAUCACGGUCGGUAUUCCUUAUGCGGUUCGUAUGGACCCUGCAGUUGAUCUGAAGAUGCAGUACAACGAUCAGGGUAGAGAGAAGAAAUUGAUGAAGGGCGGAGACUGGUAUACGAUACAGGCGUACAGAGCUCUCAAUCAGGCAUUGGGAAGGUGCAUCAGACAUAUCAAUGACUGGGGGGCCAUUCUACUCGUAGACGAGCGAUUGAUGAGCCCUCAUUGCCAGGGGUACCUCCCUAAGUGGGUUAAGGCGAUCUGGGGAAUGGGUCCCAACCACGAUAUCCACACAAUGGGAUCCGAACUCAGAGCAUUCGUCAAAAAACGCACUGACGCCGACGAGAUCAGAAAAAGUGGAGGUGUAUAAGUGCCUUUAGCUUAGAGGAAAUUCCGCACUUUGUUGACUGACUGUUGAUUUUUAUAUUCACGAUCGUUUUCAGUAACGAAACUAUUAAUUAACAAACUAAGCUAGGAUUACAAAUCGAAAAUUCCAAGGAAAGAGAACACUAAACCCAUUUUAUCGUUUUCAUUGAAGAUCCGGUGGGAAAUAAGUAUUACAAAAAAAAUCGCUAAUUGUUCUGUUGUAACAUUAAAAUGGAACGAUUAAUUUACAAACAUUUUUACUGGCCGUGAGGAAAUUCUGAGGGAAUUAUUAGUGAGUUAAUGGUGGAUUUGAUUGAAUUUAAUUUUCUUAAUUUUUUAACAUUCAUAGAUUCAGAACAAAUUUCUAAAAAUGUCAUUGGAGAGAUGUUUUGCAUAAAAAAUAAGCGUCAUACUGUCUUACAUAUGUGUAAAUGUUUAUUUAUAAUGUUCACUGUGCGUUAACUGUGUCUCUCUUUUCGAUCAUACGUAGCUGUUUCUUUUUCAUUCGUUUUAUUUUUGCUGUAUUCUUGAUCUGUAAAGAAAAAAAAAUAUUAUUGAACGCUGAUAUUCAAUUGGUAUGGUAUAAGAUCAACAGUUCAUUGUGAUAACAUUUUUUAAUGUAAAGCAAAUUAAAAAAAUAAUGUUUAACACUUACAA